AUGGUUGUGAUGAGUGGUAGUAAUAGAAGUAGUAGUAAAGUAGUAGUGAUCGUAGUAGUAAUAGUAGUGGUAGUAGUAGUAGUAGUAGUAGCAGCAGUAGUAAUAGAAGUAGUGGUUGUAAUAGUAGUAUUAAUAGAAGUAGUUAAAGUAGUAGUGGUUGUAGUAGAAGUAGUAAAAGUAGUAGUGGUCGUAGUAGUAAUAGUAGUGGUAGUAGUAGUAGUAGUAGUAGUAGUAGUAGCAGUAGUAAUAGAAGUAGUGGUUGUAAUAGUAGUAUUAAUAGAAGUAGUUAAAGUAGUAGUGGUUGUAGUAGUAGUAAUAGUAGUAGUAGUAGUGGUAGUAGUAAAAGUAGAAGUGGUCGUAGUUGUAAUAGUAGUGGUAGUAGUAGUAGUAGUAGUAGUAGCAGUAGUAAUAGAAGUAGUGGUUGUAAUAGUAAUAGUAGUAGUAAUAUAA
Messenger RNA from Lottia gigantea (owl limpet), 450 nucleotides. RefSeq lists its product as hypothetical. Bases 1 to 450 code for a protein of 149 amino acids. Lineage: Eukaryota; Metazoa; Mollusca; Gastropoda; Lottiidae. The transcript has a single exon. The record is from RefSeq and is a predicted model, not a curated record.